AUGAGGAACGCGUGGACAUGUGCGCAAGGUGUAACCUUCAAUAUUAAAGGGCCAAAUUUGUUCCUUGCCCGAUGUCACUGUUUGGGAGAUUGGAAGAGGGUGAUGGAGGGAGGACCGUGGCAGUUUCAUCGCGAUCCAGUGGUGCUAGUGGAGUAUGAUGGCUUCACCAAUGUGGCGGACUAUGCUCUUAAUAUGUAUCCGUUGUGGGCGAGAAUUAAAGGCUUGCCAGAUGGUCUCACGAGGAAGAAGGAACUAGCAGAGAAGGUCGCGAAGAAGGUCGGUGAUCCACCAUUUACAGUGGUGGUUAAUGAAGGGAGGAUUAACCCCUCAAACUUUCUAAGAGUGAGGGUUUUCGUAAAUGUAAACCAGCCACUGGUGAGGUUUGUGCCGAUCACAUUGAAAGAGAGGAAAAAGUACCCAGUAAGGUGUGAGAAACUGCCGAAUUUCUGUUAUUACUGUGGCUGCAUGGGCCAUGUUGUGGAGGAGUGUGGAGAUGGGGUACAUGACCCGGAUGUCUGUGAGUGGGGGGAUUGGUUACAUUGGAGUAAUGACUCUGAGGGUGCAAGUGAUGCUAAAGGAGGCAGGGGUGGUUCGUGGUCGAAUGCAGCUGGGAGAGGAGGAGGAAAUACUGGUGCUGGUUGA
Triticum turgidum subsp. durum (durum wheat) is the source of this 642-nucleotide messenger RNA. The record is from the annotation of a GenBank genome assembly. Lineage: Eukaryota; Viridiplantae; Streptophyta; Magnoliopsida; Poales; Poaceae.